Molecule: messenger RNA, 1257 nt
Organism: Gamsiella multidivaricata
Lineage: Eukaryota; Fungi; Mortierellomycota; Mortierellomycetes; Mortierellales; Mortierellaceae
Exons: 2
Coding region: 1-1257 (418 amino acids)
Source: RefSeq, a predicted model, not a curated record
AUGGGCCCUGCCGUCACCUUGACAUCCACAUUCACUACAGCAACCAUCUUUGACAUUCAUCUCCUGCAGGGCCAAAUCUGUUCUGAACUCACUCCUCGCGAUCUCCGCCGCUGCUGCUUGGUCUCCCGCGACUUUUACCAUUACUUCGUUCCGUACCUCUAUCGCGACAUCACCAUCGCCCGCAAGGCCACCUACAAUAAGUUCUAUCGGCCCGAGGCCCUUGUAGCUCUCGAGCGGAACCGCGACCAUGUCCUCUCUGUCAAUUGCGUUUUUGCUAAGCUCUGGAAAAUCCUGCUGGAUCACCGCUGCUUCAACCUGAGGGUCCUCAAGAGCCCCUCACUUCCGUACCGUCUCCAGAACCGGGAAGAAAACAAAUUGGAGCUCCAUAACAUUAUAGCCCUAAUGCGGUCCUGUCCCCUUCUGCGGGUUGUAGAGCUGGGUCAUUUCUUUUACAUGAAGGGAGAUAUUGAAGCGUUCUGCAGCGUAAUGCGGAACCAUGAUCAGCUGCGGGAGGUCAAGAUCGAUCAUCACGAGUAUGUGUCCUGCCAAAAAGUCCGGCGGUUUUUAUGGAGCUCGACCAAAUUGCAUCGGUUGAGUCUCAACAUCGUCAUGACGUAUAACUCUCAGCAGUUCACUUCCGAGGGCAUGCAGAGUCUUAUUGCGCUGUCGGGACAAGAGGAUCCGGUUUUUGCGAUGAAGGAAUUGGAUCUUCGGGGAAGGAUGCAUGACCACGAAAUCGAUGUAUGCUUUCUGUUCCUCCGACGGUGUCCCAAUCUCGAGCGCCUGACAUCGCCGUCGAUGUAUACCUCUAAGAUGAUACAUGAGCUGGCCUCGAUCAUCUCUUCCACUAUGCCCUAUCUCCAACAUCUGGAUAUGCGUCAUCUGUGCGUACCUGCGGAUACGAUGGCCUUGCUGCUCUCGGCCUGUCAGAACCUGCGCUCGUACAAAAACAACAGAUGUCAGGAACUCACCCCGGCGCUGUUCGCAGCAUUGUGGAACCAUCAAGAUACCCUCAAGGAGUUGAACAUUGCGAGAGACGACAAUGAAGACGAUACGGACGAGGACGAUGAUGUUAAUUAUGCCGAGAAGACAUGGACCAUGAAAGAAGUGCUUCCUAGGGUGCUCUAUGAACAAGUCGCCAAGUUGACCGCGUUGGAGAAACUCGGUCCAGGCAGGGUCCGGAGAUUGAUCAGUGCGAACCCUGUAGUCGUCGCUGACAUGCUCUCGUCCGGAAACGACAUGGAUGUGGAGGCCUGA